UGAAACAGGAAGUACCUCUUGGUUUUGACUCGACGACAUUUCGGCCAUUUCGAGAUUUCGACUUCUUAUCAAAUUUUCAUUAAAAUACUUAAAAGAAAAUCAGAAAUCUGCUCUUCAUCAGACUGGAACACAUCAUGAGAUGUUUUCUGGUUCUCUUCUGGCUGAUCAGUUUACUUCCCGUCUCAGAUCAAGGAGAAUAUCAUCUUGUUGGUCCUGAAGAGCCAAUAGAGGCACAAGUGGGAUCCAACGUUGUUCUACCAUGUCUUGUGAAGCCCCCAGUUAACCUGAGAGACGGUACAGUCGAGUGGAUGUUCGACUCCAGUAAAACUGUUCACUUGUUUCGCAAUGAAGGUGAUGACAGAGAAUCUCAAGACAAAAGUUACAAAGAUCGAACUUAUCUCAACCAUGCAAUGCUUGAACUUGGUGACAUUUCUCUCAAGUUGUCCAACAUAACUAAGAACGAUGAAGGGAUUUACAGCUGCUUGGUUCAGCGUCUGCCUGAUCUCUCAGAAGAGAGACAUGUUACUCUGAUUGUUGUUGAUGGAAAAGAAAAUGAAAACCCUGAAGGACAUUCUGGAGGACCUGAACCUGGAGUUAUUGUUGGUCUUGUUGUUGCAGCACUCAUCAUCCUCGCCUUCAUCAUAUACUGUGCUGUACGUCGCCACAGAGGUGAACAAAUUUUUCCAUGCUGGAACAACAAGUCUCAAAAGGAACAAAGGAGAAAUUAUGGAGAUCACAGAGGAAAUGGUAACCAAGGAGAUGGAGCUGAAGAAAGACCUUUACAGGACCUGGAACAACCAAACCAAAAUGUGCGAAUCAUCCAUCAUGAUCUGAAAUCUCUCCAUUUUUGUCAUUAUUAAAUCAAAGAUAUAUAUAUAUUUUUAAUAAAUAUAACUGCAAAAUGUU
Xiphophorus maculatus (southern platyfish) is the source of this 906-nucleotide messenger RNA. RefSeq names its product myelin-oligodendrocyte glycoprotein-like. Bases 135 to 860 code for a protein of 241 amino acids. The record is from RefSeq and is a predicted model, not a curated record. NCBI's taxonomy places the organism in Eukaryota, Metazoa, Chordata, Actinopteri, Cyprinodontiformes, Poeciliidae. The transcript has 6 exons.